GUCAAAACUCCAUGAUAAAUAAAUGAAAAAAAGGGUUUAGCAUAGGUUGUUAGUGAAAGUGUUAAAUCUCUUUCUUCUUCCCAUGUUUGGGUGAGUGAACGAACUCAACAAAAUGUUGCGAAGCAUAGAAACCACUCAUCACCUCACCGUCAGAACCACUUCACUCCUUCGUUCUUUCCUCUUCUCAUCUCCUUCACCAAACACUUCUUCUUAUUCUUCUUCUUUCACUUUCAAAACAUUCACCACUCUCUCUAAACCACAAUCACAAUCUCACUCUUUUCUUCUUCAACAACGAGAACACGCUUCUUCCUUCAUCACUCGUCGUUUUCAUUUCGCUUCUUCCGUUAAACGCCGCGUUUCAUCAUCGUCGUUUCCUGCACUUGAUUGGAACGACGCCGUUUCAUGCUCUGAGGUUGAUGUUGAUGCUGAUAAUGUUAAUCAUGAUGGAACAAUUGAUCAUGAUUCUAAACCUGCAAUUCCUGUUAGAGCUUUCUUCUUCUCCACCAGUGUUGAUUUAAAAAGCUUGGUGGAGCAGAACAAACCAAACUUUGUCACACCAUCAUCAAGGAUGACUAAUUAUGUAGUUCUCAAGUUUGGCAAUCUUGGCGAUUCCAAGGGUCCUGGUUCUUCUUUCUUGAAUGGAACAAAUGGCUGUUACAUGGUAGUUUUUCAGUAUGGCUCCAUUGUAUUGUUUAAUGUCCUUGAACAUGAGGUUGAUGGCUAUUUGAAAAUUGUUAGGAAGCAUGCAUCUGGUUUGCUUCCUGAAAUGAGAAAGGAUGAGUAUGAAGUAAAAGAAAAACCAGCUUUGAGUACAUGGAUGCAAGGAGGACUGGAUUACAUAAUGUUACAAUACUUGGAUGUUGAUGGAAUUCGAACUAUUGGUAGUGUACUAGGACAAAGUAUUGCUCUUGAUUACUAUGGCCGGCAGGUUGAUGGAAUGGUUGCAGAAUUUACAGACAUAAAUCGUGAGAUGGAAGCGACUGGAAAAUUUAAGAUGCAAAGGAAAAAACUUUUUCAGUUGGUGGGCAAGGCAAAUUCAAAUCUUGCUGAUGUGAUUCUAAAGCUCGGAUUAUUUGAGAGAUCAGAUAUCGCUUGGAAAGAUGCCAAAUAUGGUCAGAUAUGGGAGUAUCUCAGGGACGAAUUUGAGUUAACUCAGAGAUUUGCAAGUCUUGAUUUCAAGUUGAAAUUUGUGGAGCACAAUAUUCGAUUUCUACAAGAAAUUCUUCAAAACAGGAAAUCUGAUUUCCUUGAGUGGCUCAUUAUUGCAUUGAUUGGUGCUGAAAUUCUGCUGUCUCUAUAUGACAUUGUUCAAAGGUCUGCGAUGAAUCUUUAACAGCAUUGUUUCUAUUGGAACAUUGUUAUUUGGUAUGAAAACACAUGAUAUGUCAAUGAAUAAAUCAGCGGAGGAUAAGAGAUUAGCGAGCAAGUAUAACAAAACACGAGCAAAGUGAUGAAACGAUUAUGGUUAUAUUGAUGAAGCUUUGGUGCACAAAAUUUCAUCAUAUUUAUUUUCCCUUUAUGGUGGCAUGUAAGACCAGUUUUUAUUUUUUAUUUUUUAUUUUUUAAAGGUUGUAGCAUAAGAGAACUUGGUGCUACUCAUCAAGAUUUUGGUGGCUCAUGCUAAUACAUUCUAAUAUCUCAUGUAAAUAGCAAUUUGAAACAAGUUUUACUCGGUUCUUUAGUAGUUUAGUUUGUAUAAUUACUAUAUAUGCAAUAUAAAACUAUACUGGCCUUGUUGAAUAUAA
Medicago truncatula (barrel medic) is the source of this 1745-nucleotide messenger RNA. Its product is annotated as protein RETARDED ROOT GROWTH-LIKE. Bases 113 to 1333 code for a protein of 406 amino acids. The record is from RefSeq and is a predicted model, not a curated record. NCBI's taxonomy places the organism in Eukaryota, Viridiplantae, Streptophyta, Magnoliopsida, Fabales, Fabaceae. The transcript has 7 exons.